GUAUCUGAAUAAUCUUCAUUUCAGACUCGAAUCUCAGACUGGACGCUGGAACAGAUUCGAGAACGGACUGCCUGUUUUAAUCAAGAUUAGGAGAGAGUGAAUUUUUAUUCCUAGAAUUAAGUGAUAAGUGUAAAACUCUUGAUCUUUAAAAUGUUUUCGCUUGCAUUUUUGUUUUUUAUCGGAGUCGGACAGUUCACAAGUGCUUCACUUCAGCAAACUCUAACUGCAACGACCCAAUCGUCCUCGAGAGUGCGUGCUGGGGCUAAUUCGACGCUAAUCAAUGAUACUGAUUACUGGGAUUAUGACGACUUUGUCCCCUUCCGCGAGGAUCGACACGAUACUUUCGACUGGAAACUACUGAAGGAAGUUCUUCUAGCGGAUUCUUCGAAUAUUAUUGUUUCACCAUUUUCAGUGAAAAUUUUGCUAGCCCUACUGUCAGAAGGUGCCGGAGCAGAGUCCAUAACUAAAAAGGAACUUUCUGCAGUUCUUCCUAACAUUCGUACCCCAACAUUAGCCCGGGAGCUGUACAGGAGGAUUUUAACUUCUUUGAAUGAGCCUAACAAAAACUAUGAACUUCAUGUGGGGACGAAAAUUUUUACCGAUGAAUUCGUCGAACCCCGCCAACGUUUUGCAUCGAUUGCUGAGGCACAUUAUGGUACUACCAUUGACCGUUUGGACUUCAAGAAUGCCAGAGGAGCUUCAGAGCACAUAAAUAGAUGGUGUUCGAACCUUACAAGGGGCCAUAUUCCGGAAUUAAUAUCCAAAGACGAUCUUGAUUCGGCUGUGAUGGUCAUGACCAACGCAAUUUUCUUUGAUGGAGUCUGGCGGAAACCAUUUGCCGAAGAGACUUCAUUUGAGUUUACAUUCUAUAGGACCCCACAUGAAGAAAUUCGGACCACCUACAUGACCCAACAGGGCAACUUUUACUUCUUCGAAUCGAAGAAAAUGAACGCCAAAAUCAUUCGUUUGCCUUACAAGGGAAAAAAAUUCUCCAUGACCAUAAUUUUGCCAGGAGCUAAGGGUGGUUUGGAUGAGCUCGUCCGCGAAAUUGAAGGGGAUGGCUUGAAACGCCUGCAGUGGUUGAUGGAAGAAGUUCAGGUCAAAGUGACAAUUCCACGUUUCCACUUUGAUCGCACAACCCACAUGAAGGAAGUCCUGGAGAAGCUGGGAAUUCAAGAGGUAUUUACCUUGAACGCUUCGCUCCCUGGAUUGGCCCGCGGCGCUGGUCUCAAUAACCAACUCAAAGUUUCAGAUAUUAUUCAAAAAUGUGGACUAAUUGUUAACGAGAAAGGCACUGUAGCAUAUGGAGCCACUGAUGUUGUAAUAACAAACAAAUUUGGAGACACCACCGUCCAUGAGUUCAUGGCGAAUCGGCCGUUCAUGUUUAUCAUAGAGGAUGAAACAACAGGAACAAUAAUAUUCGCUGGCAAAGUUACUGACCCCAAUAAGAAUUGAGACAGUAUGUAGUUCCUUAAUUCCUAAACAAGGACUAGAUAUAUGUAUUCCGGUAUUUUAUACUCAUACUUUACCCAUUGUACUUAAGUUCUUAGUUUAGUUGGUAAAAAAAUAAAUAUUUCUCCACAUAUAAAAAUUUACGCGAAA
Molecule: messenger RNA, 1602 nt
Organism: Hermetia illucens (black soldier fly)
Lineage: Eukaryota; Metazoa; Arthropoda; Insecta; Diptera; Stratiomyidae
Product: serine protease inhibitor 27A
Exons: 8
Coding region: 151-1455 (434 amino acids)
Molecular function (GO): serine-type endopeptidase inhibitor activity
Source: RefSeq, a predicted model, not a curated record